Messenger RNA from Peronospora matthiolae, 834 nucleotides. The record is from the annotation of a GenBank genome assembly. NCBI's taxonomy places the organism in Eukaryota, Oomycota, Peronosporomycetes, Peronosporales, Peronosporaceae.
AUGCAGAUGGUGCUGGAGGAACGGGACCUAUGGGAGGUCGUCAGCGGUGAGAUCAAGGCGGAACAGUGCGAGACUCAGUUGGACCAAGCGACGUACAAGAGGAAGUCAAGAAAGGCGAUGGCAGUGAUCUGUCUAGCCAUGGAAGAUUCCCAGCUACCGUUGGUCCGGUCGGCAAGUGGUGCAUGCGACGCAUGGUCAAGGUUGGAAGACCACUUCGAGAAGAAGAGUCUUGCCAACAAGCUGUUCUUGCGCCGUCGCUUCUUCACGACAAUGAUGGAAGAAGGCGACGAUGUGCUCGAACACAUCAACAAGCUCAAGACGCUGGCGGAACAGCUAGAAGCGGUGGGGGCUCCAGUCUGCGAGGACGAUCUGGUGAUCACACUCCUCGGCAGCCUGAGUGACUCGUAUCAAUUCUUGAUCACAGCUUUGGAGUCGCGCUCAGACACUCUUAGCUGGGAGCUCGUGACGUCUCGACUGCUUCAUGAAGAAAUGAAGCGGAAGGAGCAAGGAAGUAAAGGUGAUGAAGCUUCGCAAGGUCAAGCGUUCAUCACAAGGGACAAUCAGCGCAAAGGGCGACCAGUGAAGAAGUCCUGGCCGUGCCACAAUUGCGGAAAGAUUGGUCACUGGAUGGCGGAGUGCCCCUCGCGCAUCCAAGAAAACACGGAGAGACACCGGCCACAGCGUGCUCAAGACAGCGGCGACCGCUAUCGAUCACAACGUGCAAACGUCGCUCAAGAAGAAGACUCGGGCGACUACCUCUUUUCGAUCGGUGAAACGACAUCUGCGAAAUCGAGCGACAUCUGGCUGGUCGACUCGGGGCGACGCAGCACAUGA